UGCUCUUCCAUCGCCAAUGUGUCCAUGGAGUCCAUCGCCAAUGUGUCCAUGGAGUCCAUCGCCAAUGUUUCCAUGGCAUCCAUCACCAAUGUCUACAUGCCGUCCAUUGCCAAUGUGUCCAUGGAGUCCAUCGCCAAUGUUUCCAUGGCGUCUUUCGCCAGUGUUUCCAUGGCGUCAAUCACCAAUGUUUCCAUGGCGUCCAUCGAGUCCAUCACCAAUAUGUCCAGCUGUGAAGCCAUCGGCAGGAAUGCGUCUGCAUGGUCUCACGAGGAGAAGUUGGCUAUAGUCUCACUAGUCGUUUCCCUCUGCACAGGGUUUUGCAUGGGAAUACCCACCCUGGUUUGGGCUCUCCUGUACCUGCGUGCCCACCGUGAUAGUGGCGUAACAAUCUCCCCCUUCAUGAUCGCUCUCCUCCUCAGCGAUGUGCUGGAGCUUGCCCUCAUUCCCCUUAUGGUGUACUCUUUAUUUCAGGACGAGACCCGUGGGUGGGCUAGCCGUCCGUGUGUAGCAAUGUAUCCAGUGUUCGCCUCGAUAAGAUUGUGUGGUUUUGUCUAUCACCAGCUGGUGGUACUGCAGGGGGCUUGGGCUCUGAGGCGUGCCCUCUCCUUUGCCACGCGGCCUUCUUUCUCUUUUCGACCCUUUGCGUACAACUGUGUGUCUUUCUCGAUGGCCGCAUGGCUGUGUGUUAGCUACACAGCUGUUAAUGGAUAUCACGGCGCGACCAAACUGAUCGUAUGUGCUGUCAUUUGUUUUCUAGUGGCCUUCACAGCCACAGACACUUUCAAAUCAUUCCCCUCCACUAAUGCAGUGCAUUGUAGGCUCACCGGCCGCAGGAACCCACGCCUCAAUAUAUUUCUUGCUUACAUGGCCAUUCUGUUUUUUGUCUACGGCCCUUUCAUUGUAGCCAGGAGCUUUAACCAGUACAUCAAUCCUUGUGUGGAGUCGCUGCUGUUUUUCAUGUCUCUCUCCAUCAUGAGUUUGCGUGUGGUGGCAGAACCUUUACUGUGUGUUCUGGUCUGCAGGGAAUUCAAUCGAACAUGGCAAACAUUAGACACUAACCUGAGAUCAUACUAAUGUUUGAUCGUCUGUGUCUUGAGCUGUUGUAUCCUGGGUGAACCCAGACGACCUUGUUAUUAAAUUUGAAUUUGCACUGCAGGUUCAUCUGGUAAGAUCCCAUUGACGCCCAUUUCCAAACUUCCUGUUUUAUGACUUUCAGGGGCAUAACCAGCAGUGAAAUUAAACUUAAAUGGGUGCAUUAAACUCUUAACAACUCAUUUCAGAAGUGCAGCAAACAUACAUUUCUUGUUUUAAAUGCAGUUGUUUACUCAAUUCAAAAGAAAAUACACAUCCAUGUCUGUUUAGCCCUGUCAUCAACACAGACUUUGGUUUUGUUGUACUGUCAGAUAGUGAUUGUAUCCUGGGUUUCUGGUGAUUUGGAUACGGGCGUCAAUGGGAUUCUUUCCAGGCGGACCUGCAGAGCAAAUUCAACUUUGCCAACAGGUUUGUCUGGGUUCAUCCAAGCUGCCUGGAGCAGUUGUCAUGGAUGGUCACAAAAAGGCUAUCAACCAGUGAGGCUUAGAUAAAGCUUUGUCUUACAUAAAGUUCUGUUCAUUUGAAAUACAAAUUACAAGCAUAUUUUCUGGAGGUAUCUCAUUUCUGUUUCUUCUAUUCUUUAGUCUAUUGAUUAUUGUUGAAUGUUGAUGUAUAAAAUGUUAAAAUUGCUGUUAGUAACCAACAUCAUGUAGCAAUAGGCAAAUGGAGUGUAUUUUCCUCAUGAGUCAGUCUUUUCAAUAAAAUAAUAUCCUUGCAAUAAAAUGUAUGUGGUAUGUGAAAUGCUGUUUUAUUGUAAGUGAGCAAGACACUUGUUUAACUUCAGGGGAAAUAUAUAUGCUGAAUUCCUGUUAUUUAAGUUGAAUUCCUGUCAUUUAAGUUGCAUUCCUGUUAUAAAGUUAUUUUGGACACUGUAGUCUAGUUCACAUAUGGAAGACCAUUGUGACAGGAAUCAG
Alosa sapidissima (American shad) is the source of this 2006-nucleotide messenger RNA. It is a transcript of the gene pop7, whose product is annotated as POP7 homolog, ribonuclease P/MRP subunit. The record is from RefSeq and is a predicted model, not a curated record. Gene Ontology annotation, molecular function: nucleic acid binding. Gene Ontology annotation, cellular component: nucleus; ribonuclease MRP complex; nucleolar ribonuclease P complex. The transcript has 2 exons. Lineage: Eukaryota; Metazoa; Chordata; Actinopteri; Clupeiformes; Clupeidae. The coding region runs from base 25 to 1074 and encodes 349 amino acids. Gene Ontology annotation, biological process: tRNA 5'-leader removal.